AUGGGCCUUCUAAACAUUGUGUUGUUGGAUGAGUUAAAGGCGCUGGCUAGCCUCCAAUGGCCCCAGAGCCAUCUUCAAGAAUCUGAUCAGGGACAGGACCUCCUCUCCCGUUUUAGCAUUGCACCAGAAGAUGAGACUGUCUUACUUGAUUUGGAUGCGGAGGAGAACUACACACUUGGGAACCAGCUUCAAGAAUUUGAUCAGGGACGAAAUAUCCUCUCCCGGUUGACCUUUACACCAGACAGUGAGACUGCCCUACUCGAUUUGGAUGCAGAGGAGAACUAUCCACUAGAGAACCAGAAUCAAGAAUCCGAAAUGCACUUGCGAUUUAGCUCGACCUUUACACUAGAAGAUCAUACUCCCCUACGUGCAUUGGAUAUGGAGUUUGUCGAUGAGGAAAGAAAUCUUGCCAGCUUCAGGACUUUUAUUCCUGCUGAUGACCCAAUUGUUGAGUUCCUGCAACAAUUGGUCCCAGAAGACAGGAUUAGUAAAAGCUAUCGUUUGCCAGAAGCAACCAUCUCAGAGCAUUUGAAAACCAGAAAUUAUCAAACACUUGCUGAUCAAGAACCUGAAAUUUGUGUAGUUUGCCAGUGCGAGUAUGAGGAUGAAGAGACAAUUGGAACUCUAGAAUGCAGGCAUGAGUACCAUGCCGACUGCAUCAAAAGGUGGUUAAUGAAGAAGAAUGUUUGUCCUCUUUGCACACGUGAAGGAAUUCAACAGAAAAGCUAA
Molecule: messenger RNA, 729 nt
Organism: Coffea arabica (coffee)
Lineage: Eukaryota; Viridiplantae; Streptophyta; Magnoliopsida; Gentianales; Rubiaceae
Source: RefSeq, a predicted model, not a curated record